AUGGAUUCCUCAUCAGGAAGAAAUCUGACAUCUUUUAGGGACGAAACCUCCGAUCCUACGACCUUCAAACCAUAUGAUCCUUCAACCCUAGACGAUGCGCGCUUCAUCCCGAACGCCCUGGACUUUGCCUACCGAGCGUUCUUGGCCGACAAUGCCGUGACAUUAUCGGUCCCUCCAGUAUUUUCGAAUGCGCAAGCCGUGGAUAGCGCUUCAUACGCCGGCCGGGGCGCAAGCUUCACCGUGUAUCGACGUCGCAUCCCGCCCCAGAAGCCCCUAACGUCGGUUACAAACAUGGAUGGCCUCUUGAUCGAGAUUAGAGAUAAACGCAAGCUGCCGGAGGUAGUAGCCUACAAAGUGGCUGUCAUCGAGUUUUCGGAUAAAGGUGAAGCCACUCAAACGUCCCGGCACGCCAUAGACGCGGCAAUCAUGGAGCUCUAUCUCUCGACGCACCGCCCGAUUUUGCAACACCCCAAUCUAGUCGACUUUCUUGGAUUGGCGUGGGGCGCAAACCCGUUUAAUUCUUUGCAGAAACUACCGGUUCUCAUGGUGGAGUUUGCGGAAUAUGGGAGCCUCUGGCAGCUGCAACAGAGGGAGUAUCUCGGCGUAGAGACUCGGCGUAAGCUCUGCCUUGAUGUCUGCAAAGGUCUUCAUAUGCUUCAUUCAUGCGGUAUCGUUCAUGUUGACGUCAAGGCGCAGAAUGUCUUAAUAUUCGCAGACGCGGAACACAAGUACAGAGCAAAAGUGAAUGACUUCGGCUACUCCCAGGUAAUAAGCACUGAAAGGAGCAGCCUCUUACUAGGAGGAACCCGGCCGUGGAAAGCCCCCGAGGCGAAGAAAGCAGUCAAGGCAUCAGACGCAAAGUAUACCGACAUAUACUCAUUGUCCCUUUUCAUCUGGUGUACAUUCGCACAUGGUCAAAACAUUUUCAAACUCCUCGUGGACCCAUCCAAGCAGGGCGAAGAAUUCUACGCGGAAGCGGAGAAAUUGAAGGAGACUGAAGAACUAGCUGCCCAGACAGAUAUUUCUGCAUGGUACUUGAAAGCCAUUAGGGCCACUACUUAUGGCGACAGCGGCCAGUUCCUCCAGCACUUCCAGUCUCUCCAGCAGCAGAUGCAGCAGAACAACGCACAGGCCAACCGACCAGCGGUUGACAUUGACGACAUUGAAAAGAUUCUAUGUUCCAUUCCACCCAUGUUUUUCCAAGCGUUGGAGCCACUGAAGGAACAGCUGAUCGUAAUAGUUCAACGUUCGGGCUUGUACGAUGCGAUGAAAAGAGCUGUAACAAUAGGAUUAUCGAAUGAACCACACCAAAGAGACCUCCAACAAAUCAUGGUCGCCCUGGGCCACAUUGGUUCGUUUACUCAGGAUAGUGCGGAGCCGAAUCAAGUGUUGAAAUCGAACCUGAAUCAACAUCUUUUCACGUGGCGCCACUGGACGGGGAUGGACCCUUCUGUUCAGAAGUACCUCACAACAACAUACAUCCAAAGAGGCGAGGGUGAGGCUGAGAAAGGUAUGAUAAACCCACCGGAGGCAUUCCUCCUUACAGCUCUCUACAUCAACGGGUACGGUGUAGACAAGGAUACAUCACAAGCAUCCAGAUGGCUCUUUCAUGCCUGGGGAGCGAAACAUCCACUGGCGUCAGCAUACGGAUACCGAAUCGCGCGUGCCAUCGGGCUUACGUUCGAUAACACAGACGGCGUAGUCGAAACCCUGGAACUAAUGGCCCUGCGUGGUUCAAGAACUGCCCUCGAAGAUCUCGCCAUGCUCUCCAAGGACACCUACCAGAAAACGAGGAAAACUAUCCGUGACGUCCUCGCAGGCACAGGCGCGAAUUUCUUUUUCAAGACAGAAAUGCUUCACGGAUUUGCUCACAAUAUGUGGAUCAGAACUUUUGAAAACAUUCCCAUCUUGCUAGAGAACUUUUCUCAGCUCAAUUCCAUCGCCGACUACACGGCUAACAAGAGAGGUGACCGUAUCCUUCACGUGGCCGCAAGUUGCGGUCAAACAGAAGCCAUUGGGGCUCUCCUGAAUCACUUUCCCUCACUUGAAGUUAAUCAGCUCAACGACCAAGGCGAGACGCCGCUUCUGUGUGCUUGCCGCGCAGGCCAUCAUGAUACGGUCUUGUGGCUCACUUCGAAUGGAGCAACCGCGUCGGUGGCACGGAAUGGCGAGUCUCCGCUUCACUGGCUGAUAUCCUUUGAUGAUCAAGAGAUCGAAAGCGUUGGACCAGCACUGAUCCAAGCCGGCGCGGAUGUAAAUGGCAAGACUACCACGUUCAUAGCGUACCAAGGCGCGUUUCCGGCAUCGCUAGAUAUUGAUCGGCUUCCGGAAGGUUAUCCAAUCGGAUGGGCGACUCACUGUGACCGUCCCAAAAUUGUCAAAUUCUUGUUGUCCCACACCGCCGAUCCGAGGAUGUGCAAUACAUCGUGGCCUCAUGCAAGAAGUGCUUUGGAAAUUGCAGCAUCUCAGCUUCGUUCAGAAUGCUUGGAGUUGAUGAUCCAUGCCAUCGAGCAAUUCAACCUCGAACAAGGGGCAGACAAACACGGGGGCUUCUUGGUGACAAGCCUCCUUCAGCAGGCUGUUUACGGCAGCAGCCUAUUCGACAUGAUCCUAUACCAUGGGUCGAGAUACCAACAGGCGAUGGAAUCAACAUUCCAGUGUCUAUUGCCAAGGACCAGCAGGGUUGCCUCCCCCCAAGGCUACGGCGGCUUCAACCAAACGCUUCUCUAUUUGGCCAUCUCACUAGCCAGAGAUGAAUUGGUUGAAUACCUCCUCAAGAACGGAGCUGACGUCAUGAAAGCUGGAGAAAACUACGAUGAAGAAGUGCUUCAAUCCCAAGACGUUGGUGCGUUCAAAACGGCUGACAUUAACCGCGAUUGCGGCGUUGACCUGCGAACGCCGCUCCUAGAGGCAGUUCGAUGGAAUCGUCCCACCAUGGUCAAUCUUCUCCUUGAGCAUGGAGCACACACCACGGGAGCUUCUAAAAAUCCCUUUAGUGGACAAGCUUCAACGUGGACCGCGCUCCAUGUCCUGGCGUACGCAGGACAAAACGAUACGCGACUGGUCCAACCCCUUCUCGACCACGGCGCGCCUCUUAAUGGCUUCCCGGACGAAUUAGGCAGAACCGAAUCCCCGCUACUCGUCGCCGUGCAGAACGAUCAAUUUCAACUCGCUGAAUGCUUUAUAUCGCAUGGCGCUGAUAUCAACUCGACCAGCCUGAGCAGCGGCCACCUGAGCUUCACAAACCCCACAACCAUCUUGGGCCAUAUCAUCGCCUCCAACGCGCGAAAUUCAAUCUCACGUCUCCGCUACCUCCUUGGCAGUGCAGACUGCUUGAAUUUCAUUGUCGAGACAACCCGGCAGUGGACGGCGCUCCACCGCGCCGCAGCCGCUCACAUCGACGCCGAGUUCCGCGGUACAGAUGCAACCGAGGCGGCUGAGCUGGACUGGACCGACAUCGACUGGGGUGCGAACCGCGAGAUUAUGAACGAGCUACUAUUACAGUUUAAUGAUCCGAAACAGCUUGAUGCUGUUGAGGAAAGCUUGGGGCUAACGGCGAUGCACCUGGCAGUUCUUGCGGGUAAUGAUGCCGCAGUGAAACUGCUUCUUGACAAGGGUGCCCGCAGAGACAUGCCGAGUGCAGAUGGCCAGGGACCGACAGCCGCUGAUAUGGCACUUGGAAUACAGAUGGAGAGGUUGUCUCUGAACGAAGGGGGGGCCCGGCCUGGCGAGAAGGAGUUGGCGGCUCGGAAGAGGUGUAAUGAGCUUCUAAAUCCGCGAGCCCAGCCUGCAGCAUGA
This is a messenger RNA of Fusarium fujikuroi IMI 58289, 3798 nucleotides long. RefSeq names its product related to death-associated protein kinase 1. NCBI's taxonomy places the organism in Eukaryota, Fungi, Ascomycota, Sordariomycetes, Hypocreales, Nectriaceae. Gene Ontology annotation, biological process: protein phosphorylation. The transcript is spliced from 4 exons. Gene Ontology annotation, molecular function: protein binding; ATP binding; protein kinase activity. Bases 1 to 3798 code for a protein of 1265 amino acids. The record is from RefSeq and is a predicted model, not a curated record.